AGAGUCUUGAAGGGGUAAAUCAUGAAUGGGCCGCGAAGGUCAGCCUUUCCUCUUUAACCGCAUUUAAAGGCGCUGCUCGUUUGUUUCUGAUUUGUAUUCUGCGCGUGGAUCCCCGCGCCGCGCGGUUGGUUUUCACACGUCGUCCGUGAGCGCGUCACGAGACACAGCGGCCCGAGGUUAUAUUUAGGCUCUGAGGAAAAUAACGGUGCAGGGUGAUUCCUCCGGGAGCUUGACUGGCUUUGUCAAGGACCUGGACACUGGAGCGCAGAAGGAGGAGGAGGGGGGAUGGCUCCUGCUCCUGCUGCUGCAACAAAUACCAAAAUAGGACCGAGCCGCCUGCGACAGUCCUGAGCUAAAUUGAGGUUCAUGUGUCUUUGAGAGGAGCGCUAUGAGGAGCAAUCAAUGGAAUAAAUAAGAUAUAAUGUCGCAUAAAAGCGAGAUCUACACAUAUGACUUCUGUGACGGGGAGCAUCCUGCGGAGCUCCUGGAGGCUCUCAGGCACUUCUACAUCCGCGGCCUGUUUACCGACGUGACCCUGCAGUGUGGAGAGUCCGCACAGGUGUUCCACUGCCACCGCGCGCUGCUGGCAGCCCGAAGCUCUUAUUUCAAAGUCAUGUUUACGGCUGACAUGAGGGAGAGGUCGGACCGCGUCAUCAAACUGAGCGGGGUGGACCGCGCUGUCCUCAGCGCCCUGCUGGAUUACGUUUACACCGGCAGGGUGAGCGUCACUGAGAGCAACGUGCAGAGCCUGCUGGAGGCUGCGGACCUCCUGCAGUUCAGCAGCGUCAAGCAGGCGUGUGAGAAGUUCCUCAUCCGCCUCCUUGAUGUAGACAACUGCCUGGGCAUGCAUACCUUUGCUGAGCUUCAUCAGUGCGCAGGUCUGGAGAGGGAGGCGCGCAGGACCAUGUUGAGCAGGUUCAUGGAGCUCAUGGAGCAGGAGGAGUUCCUGGAGUUAGGCCAUGAGAAGGUCAGGUCUGUUCUGGCUGCUCAGAGCCUCACUGCACAGGCAGAUGAAACACUGAUAGACGGUGUGGUCAGGUGGGUAUCCCAUGACUUGGAUAACCGUGCUCAUUUCGUGUCAGAUCUGCUGCACUCCAUCCACCUAGGUCUGGAUGACAUUUACUUCAACGCCUCUUUGGAAGUGCACAGGCAAUACCUGAUGAAAAAUGACGGAAGGUUAAAAUCUAUGAUUGUCCAGGCGUUGAGGUCAAAUGGUAAGGAGAUUCCAGCCAAAAGAAAAAUCUCCCCGAGUAUGUACAUCAUUGGAGGAUACUACUGGCACCCUCUGUGUGAGGUGCACAUCUGGGAUCCUGUAAGUGAUACCUGGGUGCAGGGGAAAGACAUGCCUGACCCUGGAAGGGAGAGCUACAGCGUCAGCCUGCUGGGUGCAAACAUCUAUGUGACCGGUGGCUACAGGAGCAACACUGUUGAGGCCUUGGACACAGUUUCAAUUUAUAAUUGUGACUAUGAUGAAUGGACAGAGGGUUGUCCCAUGAUUACUGCCAGGUAUUACCACUGCUCAGUGGCUCUACAUGGCUGUGUUUACGCCAUAGGAGGUUACAGAGGAGGUGCUCCAGAGCAAGAGGCUGAAUAUUACGAUCCACUGAAGAAGAGAUGGUUUCCAGUGGCCAAAAUGAUCCAAGGUGUUGGAAAUGCCACUGCAUGCGUAAUGGGUGAAAAUAUCUACGUUACUGGCGGCCAUUAUGGAUACAGAGGAAGCUGCACCUAUGAGAAAGUUCAGGUGUACAGGCCAGAUGUCAAUGAGUGGACCAUCAUAACAAUAAGUCCACAUCCAGAGUACGGCCUGUGUUCUGUUUCACUCAACAACAAGCUGUAUUUGGUCGGCGGACAGACAACCAUCGCAGACUGCUACGACACCGAGAGUGAGGAAUGGCGGCCCAUAUCGGUGAUGAAGGAGAGGAGGAUGGAGUGUGGGGCUGUGGUGAUAAAUGGGUGUGUUUAUGUAACAGGGGGGUACUCCUACUCAAAGGGGACUUAUUUACAAAGCAUUGAGAAAUAUGACCCUGAGAUGGACUCAUGGGAGAUAGUGGGGACUCUUCCUAGUCCCACCAGGUCACAUGGAUGUGUUUGUGUCCAUAGUGUCCACUGACCUUUACCACAUUUUCACUGUUAUUUUUCACAGAAUGGGUUGAACUGUUAAGGCACAGUGUGCAACGCUUUGUGAAUGAUGAAAGUAUCUGUCUUGCUGCUCUGGGUUAAUUUGCCAAAGUGAUGAACAAAAAACUCAGGCAAACAUUUGAGUAUAUAUAAGAUCUCAACUCUUUAACUGUUUUAAUGAGUUUUUAAGGUUUUUUACAAAUCUUGGCAAAUCUUUUUGUAAUACCUGAGCUGCACUUAGAUUGUAACUCAAGUAAAUAAAUGACUUU
This is a messenger RNA of Cyprinodon variegatus (sheepshead minnow), 2387 nucleotides long. RefSeq names its product kelch like family member 23 (gene klhl23). Bases 422 to 2110 code for a protein of 562 amino acids. Lineage: Eukaryota; Metazoa; Chordata; Actinopteri; Cyprinodontiformes; Cyprinodontidae. Gene Ontology annotation, molecular function: protein binding. The record is from RefSeq and is a predicted model, not a curated record. The transcript is spliced from 4 exons.